Molecule: messenger RNA, 8353 nt
Organism: Canis lupus familiaris (dog)
Lineage: Eukaryota; Metazoa; Chordata; Mammalia; Carnivora; Canidae
Gene: FYCO1
Product: FYVE and coiled-coil domain autophagy adaptor 1
Exons: 18
Coding region: 232-4611 (1459 amino acids)
Biological process (GO): positive regulation of autophagosome maturation; plus-end-directed vesicle transport along microtubule
Cellular component (GO): lysosome; late endosome; autophagosome
Molecular function (GO): metal ion binding
Source: RefSeq, a predicted model, not a curated record
CUCACAUGUGCUGAAAUGUCUGCCUCUGACAAACUCCUGAGCACUCUCCUCGGCACCCUCUUGAGGCCCUGGUGAGGGCAGCCUGCCUACCCACCGCUGCAGUACUGAGCCAGCAGGACCGCCGGGCCUUCAGAGCUGCAGGUACAAGGUGCCAACAUGGAGUCUGACCUCUGCUGACCGGACCCAGGCAGGAGGCGUGCCACCAAGAAAGGCGGCCUGUAACCCGUCCCCAUGGCUUCCCCCAUGGCAGAGAGCCAGCUCCAGAGAAUCAUCCGUGAUUUGCAAGAUGCUGUGACAGAGCUGAGCAAAGAAUUCAAAGAAGCAGGGGAGCCCAUUACGGACGACAGCACCAGCCUGCAUAAAUUUUCUUACAAACUUGAGUAUCUCCUGCAAUUCGAUCAGAAGGAGAAGGCUACCCUUCUGGGCAAUAGGAAGGACUACUGGGAUUACUUCUGUGCCUGCCUGGCCAAGGUGAAAGGAGCCAAUGAUGGGAUCCGAUUUGUCAAGUCGAUUCCUGAGCUCCGAACAUCUUUGGGAAAAGGAAGGGCAUUCAUUCGCUACUCCUUGAUGCACCAGAGGUUGGCAGACACCUUACAGCAGUGCUUCAUGAACACCAAGGUGACCAGUGACUGGUACUAUGCGAGAAGCCCCUUCCUGAAACCAAAGCUGAGCUCCGACAUUGUGGGCCAGCUCUAUGAGUUGACCGAGGUUCAGUUUGACCUAGCAUCGAGAGGCUAUGACUUGGACGCCGCCUGGCCCACCUUUGCCAGGAGGACGCUGGCCACUGGCUCUUCUGCUUAUCUGUGGAAAGCCCCCAGCCGAAGCUCCAGCAUGAGCAGUUUGGUGAGCAGCUACCUGCAGACUCAGGAGAUGGCCUCUGGGUUUGACGUGAGCAGCCCCUUAAACAACGAGGCACUGGAGGGCUUUGAUGAGAUGCGGCUGGAGCUGGAUCAGCUGGAAGUACGGGAAAAGCAGCUGCAGGAGCAAAUGCAACAGCUGGACAGAGAGAACCAGGAGCUGAGGGCGGCUGUUAGCCUGCAGGAAGAGAAGCUGCAGAUGGAGAGGGAGCGGGGGCGCACCGCUGCUGAGGACAACGCCCGCCUCACUCACAUGAUGGCCGAGCUCCAGAAGCAGUGGGAGAUCACCCAGGCGACCCAGAGCACCGUGAAGGAGCUCCAGAAGUGUCUGCAAGCCCUGGAGCUGGGGGCAGCAGAGAAGGAGGAGGAUUACCACUCGGCCCUGCGGCGGCUGGAGUCCAUGCUGCAGCCUCUAGCGCAGGAGCUUGAGGCCACACGGGACUCGCUGGGCGGGAGGAGCCAGCAUUCAGCUAAUGUCCCCAAGCAGCCAGGCAUGGCUGAGCAGAAGGCAGAUAUGGCACUGGACACACAGGGGCAGCAAGAGCUCCUCCCCAAGGACUCGGCCCUGGCAGUCCAGGAGCUGCAGGAGAAGCUUGGAGCCCUGGAAAGAGAGAGCACUGAGGUCCAGGAGCUCAACAGGCAGCAGAGUGCCCAGCUGGAGCAGCUGGCCAAGCAGCUGCAGCUGAAGGAGGAGGCCCGAGCCAGCCUGGAGCACCUGCUGAAAGAAAUGGCCCCGCUCCGGGAGGAGCUGUCUGGGAAGGGGCAGGAGGCAGCCCAGCUCCAGCGACAGCUGCAGGAUUCUCUCGCCCACUUGAGUUCCCUGGAGAAGGAGCUGGCAGAGGUAAGGCAGGAGGAGCGGCAGUGGCGGGAGGAGAAGGAGCUGCUGGAGCAGGAGGCCAGGUCCCUGGCACGGCAGCUCCAGCUCCAAGAGACCCAGCUGGCACAGCUGAGCCAGCAUGUGAGUGACCUAGAGGAGCAGAGGAAGCAGCUCAUCCGUGACAAAGACCACCUCAGCCAGAAGGUGGGGAUGCUGGAGCAGCUUGCCGGGCAGCCAGGCACAGGUCUGCCCCCGGCUGGUGAGAAGUUUGAGGCCCCGGGCCUCCCAGAUCCCACCCCACAGCCAGAGGAGGAGCCGAGAAGCCCACAGGAGGGACAGACAGGUGAUACCCAGAUGCGAGGCAGUAGUCGGGAGAAGGAGCUCCAGCAGGCCAACAAGGAGCUGGAGAAGGAGCUGCAGAAUGUGCGUGAGACCAACAGGCUGCUUGAGGGCAAGCUGCAGGCCCUGCAGGCUGAUUACCAGGCCCUGCAGCAGCGGGAGACAGCCAUCCGGGGCUCCCUGGCCUCCCUGGAGUCCGAGCAGGCCAACAUCCGGCACAUGGGUGACCAGAUGGAGGCAAGCCUCCUGGCUGUGAGGAAGGCCAAGGAGACCAUGAGGGCCCACGUGGCAGAGAAGCAGGCCGCCCUGCAAAGCAAGGAGGCUGAGUGCUUGCAGCUGCAGGAGGAGGUGGAGAGGUGCCGGCAGCUAGCAGAGGCCCGGGAGAGGGAGCUCAGAGCUCUUGAGAGCCAGUGCCACCAGCAGACUCAGCUGAUUGAAAGCCUCACGACAGAGAAAGGCCCACAGGGGCUCGGCCCACCCAAAGACAGUGCACCCCAGGAGCCAGCAGCCCAGCUGGCCCUGUGUCAGGCCCCAGCAGAGACCCAGCAGGGGGAGGCUGGGUACCUGCAGGCUGGGGUGAUGGACCUUCAGGCUAAGCUCCAGGCAGCCCUGAAUGACCAGGAGAGGGUUCAGAGCCAGUUGAGCAUGGCUGAGGCCGCUCUGAGGGAGCACAGGGCCCUCGUGCAGCAGCUGAAGGAGCAGAACGAAGUCCUCAGGAGAGCCCAUGGUCCAGAGCCCCUGCAGUGCUUGGAGUGUGAAGGGGCACCGCGGGAGGAGAGGGAUGAGGAGGAGCAGUCCCAGGCAGAACACGGCACCCUGGAGGCUCAGCUAGAACAUGCCGAGCCGCAGGAACAGCUGUCCAGGGCCAGCACGGGUGUGGACGAGCCAGGCGUCCGUAUCUGCUCUCAGCUUGUGGAAAAACAGACAGAGGUGGCCCUGGCCCGUGCCGUCCAGGAGCUCCAUGACACCAAAGAGGUGGCUUCGAGGGAGCGAGAGGGCCUGGAACAGCAAGUGGCAGGACUGCAGCGAGAGAGGGACAGCUUGCAGGAGAGGCUGAAGGUGGCGGAGGAGGUGGCCCGCUCCCUGCCCAGCCUCCAGGCCCAGCUGGCUCAGGCCGAGCAGCAGGCCCAGAGCCUCCAGGAGACCGCGCACGAGGAGUUCAAUGCUCUCAAGUUCCAGCUGAGCACCGAGAUCAUGGACCACCAGAGCAGACUGAAGACUGCAAAUGAAGAGUGCAGGAGCCUCCGGGACCAGCUGGAGGAGCGAGGCCGGCAGCUGCAGGCCUCUGAGGAGGCGGUGGAGGAGUUGAAGGCUGCCCAGGCCGAUCUGGGAGAGCAGCUGAGCAGCACCAGCAAGCGCCUUUCCGAGUGCCAGGCUGCCAUGCAGAAGAAGGAUGAGGAGGGGGCCGCCCUGCGUGAGAGUUUGGACAGGACCCAGAAGGAACUUGAAAAAGCCACAACAAAAAUCCAGGAGUAUUACAACAAACUCUGCCAGGAGGUGACAAACCGGGAGAAGAAUGACCAGAAGAUGCUCGCGGACCUGGAUGAUCUGAACAGAACCAAGCAGUACCUGGAAGAACGUCUGAUUGAACUGCUCAGGGACAAGGAUGCUCUCUGGCAGAAGUCAGAUGCCCUGGAAUUCCAACAGAAGCUCAGUGCUGAGGAGAAGUGGCUCGGGGACACAGAGGCGAGCCACUGUCACGACUGCAAGCGAGAGUUCAGCUGGAUGGUGCGGCGGCACCACUGCAGGAUCUGUGGCCGCGUCUUCUGUUACUACUGUUGCAACAACUACAUACUGACCAAGCACAGUGGCAAGAAGGAGCGCUGCUGCCAAGCCUGCUUCCAGAAGUUCAGUGACGGCCCUGGCUCCCCUGAUAGCGCCAGCUCGGGCACCAGCCAGGGGGAGCCCAGCCCUGCACUGUCACCAGCCCAUGCUGGAUCCCAGGCUGCCAGAGGCCAAGGUGUAGACACAGACUACAGGCCGCCCGACGAUGCUGUGUUUGACAUCAUCACAGAUGAGGAGUUGUGCCAGAUCCAGGAGUCUGGCUCCUCCUUGCCUGAGACACCCACUGAAACCGACUCCAUCGACCCAAACCUGCCCGAACAGGAUACCAUGUCAACCUCGCUCACCCCUGAGGACACUGAAGACAUGCCGCUGGGACAGGAUGCCGAGAUCUGCUUGCUGAAGUCCGGAGAACUGAUGAUAAAAUUACCCCUCACGGUAGAAGAGAUCGCCAACUUUGGGGAGAGCAACAGGGAGCUGUUUGUGCGGUCCAGUACCUACAGCCUCAUCCCUAUCACCGUGGCUGAGGCAGGCCUCACCAUCAGCUGGGUCUUCUCCUCCGACCCUAAGAGUAUCUCCUUCAGUGUGGUCUUCCAGGAGGCAGAGGACACACCGUUGGAUCAGUGUAAGGUCCUUAUCCCCACAACCCGAUGCAGCUCCCACAAGGAGAACAUUCAGGGCCAGCUCAAGGUCCGCACACCAGGCAUCUACAUGCUCAUCUUCGACAACACCUUUUCCAGGUUUGUCUCCAAGAAAGUGUUUUAUCACUUGACAGUUGACAGGCCUGUGAUCUACGAUGGAAGUGAUUUCCCGUAGCCUCAAGCACCUGGAUUCUAGAUUCUAAUAGUUUCACUUUAUGCACAGGAAACACUACUCUUGCUCACCUGUCACAUAAAGCACUAAAAAAAAAAAAAAAAAAAAGGCGGGGGCCAACCGCUCCAAAUCUAACCAGUGUGUGACUCUGGGAGACAGGCCUCCGGCCGCCCCUCAGAGCUGCAUUGUCUGGAGCGCUGUGUACUUAGCACUACGCACGGUCACUCUUAGCCUCCAUGGCUUUUAAGGGCUCAAGCAAUGUUUCCAGUGAUUAGGGAUCCACCUGUCCUCACAUCCAAAGGGACAUUCUGCCAAAGGUUUAAACACUCAGGAGACCUUCAGCCUCUCCUGGAGCCACAGCUGGCUCCCUGCCUCCCGAGGAGAGUUGCCCAGGCCAGAUCAGGGAUCCCAACUUCUGCUCCCGGAGAGAAGCGCCCCACUCUGCCCAGCGGGGGACAGGCAUCCUACGUGACCAUGAGCCGGGAUGUCCCGGCCAGACCCUGUGAGUCCUCAGGCUGCGAGGCCUCUCACAGGGCCAUCGUGACAGUCAGGGCACCCUGGGGUGGACUGGGGAGCCUCCUGAAGCCCCAGUCAGCCUCUUGCCAUUAGGCCUCUGUCCCUUCCUGCCCCCAUUAAUUUGGGGCUGCUCCAAAACUCGGCAGUUUUGGAGGGGCCACUAGCUGCACUUUCUUCCUGGCCCUUCUGGGAAGAUCUGCCCUCAUGCAAAGCCCUUCACUCAGGCAGGCCCCUCAGUAGUUCAAAACAUGGCCCUAGAAAUCAGAACUAAAGACUGCCGGGGAAACCAACGCCACACACAGAGGACGUAUCCUGCAGUGGCUGUCUCCACACUGAGGCUGAAGCCCCCGCUGGCUCGCGGCGCCGCCCUCAGCACAGGCAGUGCUGUGCGCUGGCCCUUAGGACUCACUCCUCAGCUGAUGGGCUGUCUCUGUAUAAGAGCCUCUGCCUCAUCCGCAGAUGUGUUUACUAAUGAUCAUAAUCAGGGUAAGAACCACUUUCAGAAACUUCAGCCUUCUUAUCAAAAGUCUUUGGUAACUCAGGUGCAACAGGCAUAAUUCAUGAAUCUGUUUUGAGUUCCCUCCUCGGCCCUACUGCCCAUUGGUCUGUUCCCCAGCACCCCAUGUGCCCACUUCCUGUGGCUCAGCCCACCCCUAAGAACCAGGAGCCAUCUCCCCUUGAGGGCCGAUGAAUCCCGCUUCCCUUUGCUGGCCUCUUUGGGCCUUGUUCACGGAGGCCGGAGCCUGAAGUCAGGGCUUAGACACUUUCACAGGCAAGCAGGCCAUCUGACAACGCAGACCGCUUUGGCCAGGUGAGACGCACCAGGCAGAGUGUCUGGGGAUCUGAGUGCUGGGCCCAGCCUGUCCCCCAGCUGGUCUGGUGACCAGUCAAGUCACACCACACGGACACUUCAUCCUGUCACCCGCAGGCUUGGUCAGGCUGGUACUGAGAGCCUGAGCACAGGUCAGGGCACCCAGGCCAGGUCCAGUGCAGACCCCUCCGGCCACCACCCAGCAGAGGGGACUCGUGCAGCAGGGGGAGGGGGAAAUAACCUCCGUGAUGGACUCAGAACUUUCACUCAGAUAGGGGACUUGGCCACUUGCAGUUCAUUUUAGGCAGGGCAGCGGGCAGAGUGGUGAAUUUUCCCAAGAGAUUAACCCAGAGAGAAGCCGAACCUGUCCUGCUCUUUCCUUGGAGCAGCCGCUGCCUCUAGCAGAAAGCCACCAGGCGCCCUAGCAUCUCCCAGUGGCCAAGGCCUUGACCGUGCUCAGCAGCCAGACUCCCAGAGACUCUCCCUAGCCUCACACUUGUCCUCACAGGUGUGCUACAGGGCAGCGGAUUGUUCCAGAGCAAGUUGUCCUGCCUUUGAACCCACCCUCUCCCCUGGAAAGGGUCAUCGGAAUUAGUGGUCUGCCACAAGAAAGAAACUAACAAAAGAACCCAAAGCAGUCUGGAGUCUUGUUUCGAGUACUUUCCCAGGAUGCUAUGGAGACUGGCCAGCUGAUGGUGUCGCCACCAUCCUGUGCAGCUAACAGCUCCUGUGUUUCCUGUGAAAGGCCUGGAACAUUCCAUCCAAGCCCCCCCCCCCCCCUUGUGAACCUCUGUCACUCAGCCGGCAGGGGACCAACUACACCUUAAAGACGACAUGGUUCUCACGAAGCCAGCCCUGCUGUAGGAGAGCAGGGGCCCCUUGUGGUGUGCACCCUCUGGGGCAUUGACCAUAGUAGUUCAGAGGACCUGCUCUCCCCCAGCGGCCAUGUCCUGAUGCCGUCGCCUAUUUAUUUUCAUGCUGGACAGACUUUUCCUUCAUUAUUUUGCCGUGUGAGCUCGAGUUUGCUGUGCAUUAUGCAACUAGAGAACAUGGUGGCGUAUUUCAGUGUGGCUUGUAUGAAUAGCUUUAUUCCUAUUUUAAAGAGGUUCCCGACUUUACUGAGGUUUUGGGGGUUGAGAUACUUUUAAAAAAUGCAGAUGACAAUGAAGAGCAACUAUUGAAAGUGGUAGCCCCAGCCAGUAGACUGACACUAGAAAUCAUCAAUGGGACCCCAGAUCACUAUUCAGCACAAAACAAAACAAGACGAAAACCCGGCAGCCCCUGGAUGGCCCAGCUCUCUGAAUAACAGCCACUUGCUCUGUAGUACCGAUCCCACUACCUUGUUCGUCUCUGCCUCAGAAGCCACUAAGCAACCUUGCCGAGAAUUCAGCCUCUCAGACAUGCUCACUUGCAGCAAGGAAGGGCGUCAGGAUAAAUCGUGGCAUCCACGGUGCACUUGUGGCCGGAGUCCGCUGGACUCCAGGUCAACCAGACCAAGAAGGAAUCUGGAACUGAAAAACCCCACCGGGUCUGUAAAGUAGAAAAAAACCACAUAAUAUAACUGAAAAAUCAAGGGAAUGGUUUUUCUGAAAUUUUUCAGUUAUCCACUCCCUGUUCCUCCCCCCAAGGUGGUUAAGCCAUUCUAGACUCAAAUGAAAGGAAAUCCCCAUUUGGAGGUGAAAUCCCAGAAUUUGUGCUUUACAGGCCACUGGUUAGAUGUCUGCCCAUUUUUAAAGUUUUUUCGGAGUUUCAUUUUUUAAAGUUCGCCUUUAUAACUACAUGUAAGACCCCCAUUCCUGGCUCCAAGGGACUGAGAGUGAAAGCAGAGAGAAGCUGUCUGUGAUUCCGAGAACCAGCGGUCACCCUUACAGAGACCAGUGAGCCAGCCAGCCGUGUUUACAAAACACAGAGCGAAAGGCAUUGCUUAGAGGAAACCUGGAGUUUUUCUCAUUGCGUUGUGAUUCUUCCAAGGAGAUAGGGAAUGCUUAAUUAAUAAUGCCUUUUCCCCCAUAAUUGCUUUUUAAAGAUAAUAAAGUCUAUCUUUAGAUUUCAGUAGACAUCGCCAAUGAACAGGCUUCCUUAGAACCUCAUAAUGAGUGUUAUCCAGAGAUGCUUCUGCCUCUGGGGGCUGCAGAGCAACAUCCAUGCCUCCGUUGAGCAGCUCCAAAUCAGAAUUGCAUUUUGAUUGACAAAUCCUCAAUUCUCGAGGCCUUAUGGGGUAGUGGGUCUGGGAACCCAUUGCAUUCUUACCUGCCAAAGAAUUACCCAGAAGCACAUCCAAUGCCAACACCCCACCUGCGCAGUAGGGGUGAGAAACUUUUAUAUCUCAAAUGUAUCCCUUUAUAGCAUCUGCUGCACCAUUGGGAAUGGUUUUAUUUUUAACCUCAGGAUUUAAAUAAAGCAAACACUAUGACAUGG